AUGUCUCUCGAGUCCUUUACCCUUUCUGCCCCUCCCGACACCGACGUCUGGAAGAAGCCCCCUUCCCACAAUGUCUACAACGCCCCCACCAAGGCCGUCCCGACCAAGUCAUUGAGCCAAUUCAAAUCCGCCAAAAUCACCUUCUCUGCAGACUGGACCGAGCAAUACGACCAAGGAGGUCUUAUCCUCACAUUCGACUCCCUCUCCGGCCGCGAGCGGAGGUGGAUCAAGACGGGCCUGGAGUACUACAACGGCACCCCGCAGAUCAGCACCGUAUCCUGCCACCACUGGGCCGACUGGAGCAUCGUCCCACUCGCCGCCUUCGAAGACACCAAGACCAUCACUGUGCUCGUCGAGAAGGCCCAAGACCAACUCGGCUUGGGGCUCUGGGUGUACUACGUGAAGCAGGACGGCACCAAGGAGCCGCUGCGUGAGAUUUGCUGGGUGUACGGAGACGACGACGCCUCGGGCAAGGACUGGAACUUGACAGUCGGCGCUCUUGCCGCCCGGCCAGCGAAGGAUGCAAAGGGCAAUCUUGAGGUUCAGUUCAAGGACUUUGACGUGCAGUGGGAAUAA
Molecule: messenger RNA, 576 nt
Organism: Colletotrichum spaethianum
Lineage: Eukaryota; Fungi; Ascomycota; Sordariomycetes; Glomerellales; Glomerellaceae
Exons: 2
Coding region: 1-576 (191 amino acids)
Source: RefSeq, a predicted model, not a curated record